Morchella sextelata is the source of this 1005-nucleotide messenger RNA. RefSeq lists its product as uncharacterized. The transcript is spliced from 2 exons. The record is from RefSeq and is a predicted model, not a curated record. Bases 1 to 1005 code for a protein of 334 amino acids. Lineage: Eukaryota; Fungi; Ascomycota; Pezizomycetes; Pezizales; Morchellaceae.
AUGGAGAGAUCAGACUUCAAAGUAGAUACUCAGCUUCUGGUCAAUUCCGAAGGGAGACAUGUUUUUGUCCCUGUCUCCUUGCUAGCUCUUGGGCCCGUGAACGAAGUCAUCGGACUAGAGUAUCAACCCCCCGGAGCCUCUAGCUCUGGCAAGAUGGGCAAAAAGCGCCUGCCAUGGGAAGCACAAAAAGUUAAUCUCGACCAUUACUAUAUGGUCACAGAUAAACCCGAAGGCCAGCACAUCUUUGCCCAUGCCAUCGCAAUUUGCAGUCACAAGAAGUACCCUGACGGAGUACCUCCCUUGGGAGUACCUCCCCUGGGAGAAGACAUUAUCCAACAUUCUAUGGAUGAUCAGUUCCUCUUUGAGGAUACCUCGAAAGGCCAGGAGACCUUAUAUGCAAAAAGAGAUCUCAGAGUUCAAGUGUUUUCCUUAAACACUGCCGAGAUUGGAUUCGUGAAUGCCACCUGCCUGGUAUUCUUCCCGCACUACAAGGUUGCCAAAAGUUUCAAGUGGGACACUGCGGAUCGUAGCCAGGUUGAAAAUAAAGUCGGCGAUAUUUUCACGAUUGGGCAGAGAUCAUGGAUCAUGAGCUGGACCCCAGAAGGCACGAGCAAGAGCACACCCCACCUGUGCACAUUUGGCCGGAACAUGAUCACACGCUACUCGGGCGUGGUGCCCAUGGAUAAGUUGGUCGAGCUUGAACCCCACGAGCUUGAGCAGUGGAGAAAUCAGAACGCACUCCCUGCAGCUGCCUGGUCAGCCGAGCAGUAUCAGAAUGAACUCCCUGCCUGGUUCAUCGAGCAUCAAAAUCACACCGGCGCAUGCUGUAAGCACGGCGAGGGCGCCUGCUUAGCAGAUGGAGGCCCAAAUAUUUUGGAGCAGAUGCGCCGUGAGAAUGGGAUCCCCCCAUGGCCAGAUAAUGAGGUGAUGAUGGAGGGCGAGGAAGAGCUCGAGGGUUUGAGGCACAUUAUAUUCUCACAGUCGAACCUCAAUACGCUUGAGUAA